Molecule: messenger RNA, 3190 nt
Organism: Pyricularia grisea
Lineage: Eukaryota; Fungi; Ascomycota; Sordariomycetes; Magnaporthales; Pyriculariaceae
Exons: 4
Coding region: 1-3063 (1020 amino acids)
Biological process (GO): proteolysis
Molecular function (GO): serine-type endopeptidase activity; protein binding
Source: RefSeq, a predicted model, not a curated record
AUGACUGUACGAGAUUACCAGUCAGAAGAUGAAGGAGACUUUGUGGCAGAUGAGCUCCUCGGCGAUGGAGCAGAGACUCCAGAGCUCGACGACAGGGUCAGGGCAAUGUUUAUUCAACACCUCGAGGAUGCCAGCCGCCUUGACAAGUCAAAGGAUAAAGACGAAACAACGGAAGAUAGAGAUUCCAAGAGAAAAAGAUUUGUCAAAGACUUCUCCCAUCUCUGGCACAGCAGAAUGCGACCAGGGGGCGGCAACUUUCUGCACUUUCUCGCCUCUCAAGAAUAUAGCACCAAGCUACGCCUGGAAUGGCUUAUGGCGCUGGCAAUUAACAGGUUGCCGCAUUUAAUGGGUGUCCUUGAUGACAGGAAACUUUCGCCUCUAAGUCUCGCCAUCUCGGUUGGCAACAUCAAGUUUUCAUGGGCAGUGUGUGUGAGAAUGAAUAACGCGAAGAAGGAGAUGAUUGGCGAAGCUCUCAAGUCUGAGUGUGAGGAGCGUGACAUAGACACUGGCGUUACCUGCUUGCACAGGGCAAUCUCGAGUGGCCUCAUGCCUAGACUGAUCCAGGAGCUCAUCAAGUUUGUGCCGGAGAGUAUGUUCAGUGCUGUCGAUUCUCGAGGUCGCACUCCGCUACAUCUAGCCGUUGAAUAUAGCAAAGGCAGCCCUGAUCAAGUCACUAUCGUGCAGCUGCUACUAGCAAGAGGGCCUGCGGCUUUGAGAUUCCGCACCGCGCGUACUUUGGGGAUGUGUUCCGCUUACCAGUAUCACGAAAGAACACGUAGGGAGCAUCGAGCCUCGGUUGACAACGAACAAAUGAAGCCCCCGCCACGGCCGCACAGAACCGGGCAGCUACCGGAUGCUCCACGGCGCGAGGAAAAGCUCGAGAGUGACGCCAAGAAAGUCGAUAAACCCAAGCAAGGCAAGCUCGUCAAAGAAGGGAAGCCAGAAGUCCCACCAUGGCCGCAAUCAUGGCAGAGAAAGGAUUCCAUUAGCGGCGCAGUAACUCCAACAGGGCGUCGGAAGCCGCUUGAUACAUCCAUCUUAACAAGCGGCCUCGAAUCUUUUGCACAGGGUACUUCGCCAACAGUUAGCCGGCAAGGGUGGGGCUUACAUGAUCACGAAGAAAGAGAAGCCGCCCUCCAAUCAAGUUCAGACAGUAUCAGGUCUCUAUUGAAGCUUGAGUAUCUGCGGAAAAUGUCACCACACGAGGCUUUUGACUACAUACACGUACACGAUCAAAAAGACAAGGAGCUAUGGUAUGACUUUGGCCCCAGACCGGAGGCCAAGAUUAGCGAGAAAGAUUUUCGAAAGCAGUUUCUCCAUCUGGAUUUCGACUCGGUCCUACAAUAUGUCGCUUUUCCCCGUAUAGAGCUCCAAAAGCACGGGGACGCCGCCGAUAACGAGACUGACGAGCUGCAUAGCGGGCGACUAGACAUGAUUUUUCUCUUCAAUUGGUUACGGGAAAAGGGUGUCAAGAGAAUUGUUCGUGUUGAGGUUGAUGACAUGGAGAUGCCGUGUCACAGUGACGAGGCUAUUGAAGAAGCCCUGGCUGGUUUUGAUGUCGAGGUCCUCGACUGGAAACGUGAGGAUCUCGACGUGACCACACUCCAUCACAUAGGCGACAAGCUCCGCGAGGUACAUUUGUAUUGGGGCGGACGGAACGCCGUGCUCCGAUCAUGGAGCGAGAAGGGAGAAGGACUUUGCAAACUUCCUGAGCUCGAAAAGAUCACGGUCAAACACGUCCGGGGCCUUGAAUGCGAAUCCCGGACAAAAACAAACUUGGAAUCCUUCCAGGCCCGGCUCAACGAGUCUUGGGGGACUGAUGGAACCGAACACGGGCAAUCAACUGCCACAGGAACCAAUAGCAACACCCAAGGAAAGGCCAAGCCUAGACAAAAACCCAAAGUUCAUCUGCCAAAGUCUAGCCAAAUACGAACUCAGCAUCCAGAUCAUCUCGGCCAUACACCCAACACAUCACAGCCGCAGGAACGUCGGGUUGAUCCCCACAAGUGGAUGCUUUGUAUGGAAGAGUUCGCCUCAUCUUUUCGUCAAAUUCGUGAGCUGCGUAAAAAGCACAGUGACCCAUUUCUCAGGCCAGUCACGAUAGCGCUGAUCGAUGAUGGUGUGAAUAUUACCCAUGAAGAACUAUGUGGGAGGAACUUUCCGGGAAAGAGCUUUGAUCAUUACAAGGAGGAUGGCUGGUGGCGCGUCUCCCCAUACUGGAACUCGGCAACUGGCCACGGGACCCUCAUGGCACGGCUGAUCCAACGCAUCUGCCCCAGUGCUACAAUCCAUGUCAUCAAGCUGAAGACUGUUCGGACGGCCAACUCUGACAAGAUCCAGAUUGACUCCCAAAGCGCUGUACAGGCUAUAAGGCAUGCGACCGAGAUAGGGGCCCAAGUCAUCUGCAUGUCGUGGACUACAAAGCCACCAGAGGAUCCUAUGGAGAAGGCAGCUUUCGACGAUGCAAUUCGGUUUGCCCACUCCAAAGACGUGCUCAUGUUCUGUGCAGCGAGCGACCAAGGGAGCUUCCCAGAGUUCACCUACCCACACGCUUCGAAUCCCAACUACACCUUCCGCAUCGGCGCGGCGCGGGCGACGGGCAAGACUGCCGAUUUUGUCGGCGGUGGGCAGGAUUUGAGUUUUGUGUUCCCCGGUCACGACGUCGUCAUGAAGCCCCUCUACAGCGACAUCGGGACCGACGGUGGGUUUGACGCGUUCGCCUCUCAUACCGGAUCAUCGGUCGCCACUGCGCUGGCAGCUGGGCUUGCGGCACUGGUCUAUGAGUGUGUAAGACUGGCCGUCAUAUAUGCAAUCGAGACGAAGCAGACCAUAGCAGCCGUCCGGCGCGACGAUCUGAGUAUGAUUCGCUCCAAACAGCGCAUGGAGGAGUCUCUGCAGAGCAUCGGGUUCAACCUCCAGACGGGUAACAAGUAUCUCCUGGUUUGGAAUCGGUUCGAAAAGCCAGCGCGCCAGCUAAGGGAUAGUGAUGGGGCCAGCGAAAGGCAGAUGGAGAUUGUGGCCAACCUAGCGCGCUCAUUUCUCACAGGGAUUCAGGACUCGUAGAGCAUUAGGAGCGUUCGGUGGCAAAGCUAUCAAAAUUAUUUACGCAAGGGGUCACAUCUUAUGUUGGUUUGAUGUUCAGGUCCAUUUCUUCCACAUUCCCUGCUCUUUCAUCUUUUAACCCCACGCG